AUGAGUACACGUUAUUCAACUCAGCUACAAUCCUCAGCCAUUACAUCCAUUACCGUCUCCUCUUCUUCUUCCUUAGACAUCACUCCACGUGAUGAUGAUGAUGAUGAUAACAGUCACAUAGCAUCAGCUUCCAACACUCGAGAGAACUCUCCAACGUCCUUCUUGAUAAGACUUGCAAUGAGAGUAUCCAGAGCAAAGUGGUUCAUUUUCUUGAGAAGAGUGUUUCAUUACCAAAACGGUUCAAGAUCAGAUCUUGGCGCCAACCCUUUUGAGUCAACCACUUGGAUGAUAUCAGAGCUCAUCGCUUUACUUGUACAGAUCACUGUGAUCACAUUCACAUUAGCUUUGUCCAACAACGAGCGGCCUAUUUGGCCCGUGAGGCUCUGGAUCACAGGGUACAACGUCGGAUGUCUCCUCAGUCUGAUGCUAUUAUACGGACGGUACCGUCAGCAAGACGUUAAUGGGUUUAGCUUUGGUGAUAUUGAGCAGCAGCAACAGAGAAGCAGAGAAGAGACCAGGUGCUCGCAUUUGAUGAACAGAUGCAGGACGUUGCUGGAACUGUUCUUUGCGAUAUGGUUUGUGAUUGGAAAUGUAUGGGUGUUUGAUUCUCGGUUUGGUUCUUUCCACUAUGCUCCAAGCCUUCAUGUUCUCUGCAUCUCUCUUCUCGCUUGGAACGCUCUCUGCUACUCCUUCCCGUUUCUUCUCUUCCUCCUGCUAUGUUGUGUGGUGCCUCUCAUAAGUAGCUUCCUUGGCUACAACAUGAACAUUGGAUCCUCCGAGAAAGGAGCUUCAGAUGACCAAAUCUCAAGUCUCCCAAGUUGGAAGUACAAACUCAUUGACGAAACUUCUGAUUCUGAUUCUUCUCACGCAAGCAAUGAUCCGGAGUGUUGUAUAUGUUUGGCGAAGUAUAAAGAUAAAGAAGAAGUGAGAAAGCUACCAUGUUCGCAUAGAUUUCAUGUAAAAUGCGUAGAUCAAUGGCUUCGUAUUAUCUCUUCUUGUCCUCUCUGCAAACAAGAUCUCUCCAACUAA
Molecule: messenger RNA, 1029 nt
Organism: Eruca vesicaria subsp. sativa (arugula)
Lineage: Eukaryota; Viridiplantae; Streptophyta; Magnoliopsida; Brassicales; Brassicaceae
Source: the annotation of a GenBank genome assembly